Rotaria socialis is the source of this 1077-nucleotide messenger RNA. The record is from the annotation of a GenBank genome assembly. Lineage: Eukaryota; Metazoa; Rotifera; Eurotatoria; Philodinida; Philodinidae.
AUGAUCAUACGAUGCAUCGUUCGUGUAAUUCUAUUCCUUUACUUAUUUGUUCAAAGUUCCUCGACUACUUAUCUUCUUUGUACGUCGAAAUGUCCUCAAAUCACAGUGUCGUUUCUUCAACCAUUAAAUAUACCCGAAGAAUGUCAACACAAUAAUACUACAGAUAUUUACGAACAUGGUUUGGUCUGUGUAAUUGACUAUCGUAUCGAUUAUGAUGCUAAGCAUAUUUAUAUUAAUUUUAAAACUAGUAAUGAUGUCUACAAAUUUCAAGAAUAUAAUCAAUUAGAAUAUCUUACUCAAACUAUAUGGUUAGGUUUUAAUGAAGCAUCAGGUCAACCAAAUAUUACGCAUCGUACGUAUGCGUGUAGCACACGUAACGAUUGUGCGCGUCAAUUUUAUUACAAUACAAUUGAACAUUUAAUUAGAUAUGGUGAGCUACAAUUAGAUCAAAUUAAAUCAACAUUAUAUCGACAAACACUAUCGGUAAAAAGAAACGCAAGUCGCCGUUGUAAGAAUAGUAAUACAACAGGUGAUCGAUCAACAAUACGAUGUCGCGAUGGUUUAUGUUAUGCUAAUAAUGCAAACGAAAAAACAUAUUGUGCCUACGAUCAUAGUCCGACAUUCUUUAGUGAAUUCGAGUAUUAUAUACCCAGGUUGACGACAAAUGAAAUAGAAUCAAUUGAAUAUAAAUGUAACAGACAUUUAUGUAAUAGCAAUAAGAUGAUUAAUACAAUUAAAGAUAUUCUUCGUAAUUAUACAAAUUGGAAUAAUAUUAACGAAAAUCCAAUAGACGAAGAAUAUCCAGAUCAAACAAAAGAAGAUUAUCAAGUAACAGAGAAAUAUGAAAUAAAAAAGGAAAAUCAAACAAAAGAAGAUUAUCAAGUAACAGAGGGAUAUGAAAUAAAAAAGGAAAAUCAAACAAAAGAAGGUUAUCAAGUAACAGAGAAAUAUGAAAUGAAAAAAGAAAAUCAGACAAAAGAAGAUUAUCAAAUUAAAUUAAAAUCAUCAACAGUACGUCAAGAUACAUCUUAUAUCUUAAUGAUUUUAACUUUAAUCAAUCUUCGAUUUUUAUUUUGA